CAUUCAGCCUUUGUUUUAUCUGAAAAUUCAUUUCCAAAAUUUAGACAGAGAUUGAGAGACAUUACAAAUCGUCUCUCUUUCUCUAUGAUGUGAUUCUCCGUUUUUCACCCUUUUUUCUUUCUUUUAUCCCUUUUGCAAUUGUCUUUGAUUUUGUUGCUGACCUAUAGAUACAGAGCCAUGAAUGAGAAGGCAUCUGUUUCCAAAAGGCUCAAUGCCAAACAUGCAAAGAUACUAUUAGAUCUUCUUAAACAACCGGGAAACAAGGAAUGUGCAGAUUGCCAUAACAAGGGUCCACGGUGGGCAAGCAUCAACCUCGGGAUAUUCAUAUGUAUGCAAUGCUCUGGAAUACACCGCAGUCUUGGAGUGCACAUCUCCAAGGUAAGAUCUACGACGUUGGACACAUGGCUCCCCGACCAGGUUGCCUUCAUGCAGGCGAUGGGGAACGAGAAGGCCAACAGCUACUGGGAAGCGGACUUACCAGCAGUGUUUGUUAGAAGUCCAAUUGAAACCUUCAUUAAGGCCAAGUAUGUGAGUCGAAGAUGGGCUCCAACGACCCCACAGCCAAUACCCGAAAUCUAUGAAGAGAACACCACCUUAACAAGAAAGGAAAUUCCAAAGAGAGCAAGAAGAUACUCUCUGGAUGAAGAGUUUUUCAUCAAGGGAAUCCCAAAAAUUGAAGCUCAAACAUCAUCACAUUGUCGUGCGGAAUCUUUUAAUUUUUUGGAAUCCUUCGAAGAAUCUUCAUCUCCGGUCAGUUUUGAGGCAUGUCCGUCUAUUAAGAAUGUGGAUGCUGGUACAGAUCUCUUUAGCCUGCUCUAUGUGUCGGAAGAAACACAAGAUCGUACCGUGGUGCCUCCAUCGCGAUGGGCUACUUUUGAGUGAGGCGACGCAUCGACUGGAUGAGGAAAAAUAUUCGAAGCAACGGAUGUCGCGCACAUAAGCGAUUCGUAUCUUGCAGACACUUGGAAGUGACAAAAUCAGAACAAUUGGUUCGAUUUUUUUUUUAUUAAGAUAAGAUAUGGUCAAUCAUAAUUUUUAAUAGCAUAAAUGUCACCUUUUCCU
This is a messenger RNA of Salvia hispanica, 1062 nucleotides long. It is a transcript of the gene AGD15, whose product is annotated as ARF-GAP domain 15. Gene Ontology annotation, molecular function: GTPase activator activity. The record is from RefSeq and is a predicted model, not a curated record. Lineage: Eukaryota; Viridiplantae; Streptophyta; Magnoliopsida; Lamiales; Lamiaceae.